Molecule: messenger RNA, 1721 nt
Organism: Thunnus maccoyii (southern bluefin tuna)
Lineage: Eukaryota; Metazoa; Chordata; Actinopteri; Scombriformes; Scombridae
Exons: 3
Coding region: 95-775 (226 amino acids)
Molecular function (GO): nucleic acid binding
Source: RefSeq, a predicted model, not a curated record
GCAGAAACAGAAUUAAGCAGGAGGGAGACUCACAACUAAUCUGAGCCAAAUAUUUUCCAGCCCGAAGUUGUCUCUGGCUGAGAGGAACUAUGACAUGGGCAACCUGGAGUUGCAAGCCAUUAAGCUGGUGUUGGAGGACUGGAGGCACUGGCUGGAGGGGGCUGAGCAGCCGUUCCUAAUAUGGACCGAUCACAAGAACCUAGAAUACAUCAGAACUGCCAAGAGAAACAUCGAGCUGGAUGCCCUCUCUCACCAGUUUGAGCCUGACAACACCCCUGUGGCCCCCACUACCAUCCUGCCUCUGACCUGUGUGAUUGAGGGUGCAGGUCCGAGAUGGCUGCCCUCUGAACUGCCUUUUUGUUCCGACCAAUCUUGGUUUGUGGGUCCUGCAUUGGGGGCACUCCACCAAUCUGAGUUGUCACCUGGGAGCGCGUCAACCUAUCCUGACAGCAUUUUUGGUAGCCCUCUCUGGAAGGGGACACUGGGUAGUUCAUCACUGCCUGUCCAGUUUGUGCCAGAUCAAGACCUCCCGUCAGCCUCCUCCCGGGGUGCUCCAUCCUUUCAGCGACCGUGGUCCCACAUCUCCCUUGACUUUGUCACCGGAUUGCCCCUUUCCAAGGGUAACACAGUAAUUCUUACCAUCAAUGAACAUUUUUCUAAGAUGGUGCAUUUUGUUCCCCUGCCUAAAGUCCCCUCUGCCACAGAGGCAGCAGAGGUUAUGCUUUCUCAUGUUUUUCAUUUACAUGGCCUACCCCAGGAUGUGGUUUCCUACUGAGGCUCCCAAUUUGCUUCUCAUUUUUGGAAGGAGUUCUGCAGACUGAUUGGCACCACAGCUAGCCUCUCUUCUGGCUUCCAUCCUCAGUCAAAUGGGCAAACGGAGCAUUAUAACCAGGAACUGGAGACAGGGUUCCAUUGUCUGGUAUCUCAGAACCUAACCCUCUAGAGUCGUUAAUUGACUUGGAUCGCGUAUGCUCAUAACUCCCUUCCUGUUUCAGCCACAGCUACUCCAAAUGUCUGGCUGCUAUAAGAGGGCAGCCAACAAGCAUCACACUCCAGCUCCUCACUACCAUGUGGGACAGAAGGUCUGGAUGUCCACUCAGGACCUUCCCCUCCGCAUGGAAUCCCGCAAGCUGGCACCCAGGUUUAUUGGCCCUUUUCCCAUCUCCAAAGUUCUUAACCCUGUGGCGGUCCAGCUACAGCUCCCUGGGACUAUGAGACUGCACCCCACCUUCCACAUAUCCAAGGUUUUUGGAUUUUUGCCUGGAUUUGCUAGUUUGAUUUAGACUGAUUACCUGUGUAUGACUGCCUGGCUUUCCAGUAAAGAUUUUUGACGGCCUAUUUUUUAAAUAUUUCAUUUAUUUUCUCUGUGUUUGAGUCUCUGAUCUGCCCAAAGUUUUUACAGUCUAACUGCUCUGACAGAAAAAUUAGCUGCUUUAAAAAUAACAGCCAAGGGCAAUUUCACUUUUUCACUUCAUGAUUCACUAAUUUCCUUGAUGAUGAUUCUAAUAGUAUGUAUACAUCUUAACUUUGCUGUAGGCUACUGACACUUGACAUCAACAACUACUAAUACAGCAGUGACUUUAAAUAUAUUCAAGCUUGGUAAAUGAGGAAUGUGAAGCUUGGAGAUACUAAGUUCCUCUAGGAUACUGAGAAUCUACUUAUUGAUAACUAAAGAUUAAAGACUAAAGAUUUUCAUUAAUAUAAUCCCUUCUGGGGCAACA